AUGCGAAUCAGAAUUAAAACAUUGGAUAGAAAAGACGAAGAAUUUGAUAUCGCUGAUGAUGCAUGUCUGGGUCAUUUGCGUAAAAUGAUUGAAGAAAAAAUGGGUGUCAUUGAAGCAAGGCAGCGUUUGAUCUUUCAAGGACAUCCACUUUUGUGUAAUGAUCGAUUGCUUAAAGAUUACGGUAUAGCUGAUGGAUUAACUUUACAUAUGGUUGAGCGUUCACCGGAUGCACCGCCGUUAGUGGGAUCUAAUGUUCAUCAAGGUGGAGUAAAUCGAAAUGCAAAUCAUGGACACAAUCAUACUAUGGGACCUAAUAUUAUUAAUGGAGAAGUGACUAUUUUGCGCAAUUCUAUUUUUGAAGAUGCUAAUAAUACAGCAAGAUUUGUAAGGCAGACAGUUGCGGAAGUAUUAGGUGAUCUUAUUGAGCGAGCAACUAUAGAAGUAGAGACAUUGUUAAAUUUACCACGCCAUGGUGAUAUGACUAUACGAGUACAUAUUAGACGUGGUGCAACACGUCAUAUUAAUUCAGGCGCUCUCAGUAGACUCACAUUUAUCUCAGAAGCAUUGCGCCGGAGCGAACGUACCUUGCAGAUUCUGGAGCAGGAACCAUUUACGUCGAUAUCAAUUGAAGGUUAUGAACGUACCAUGACCCCUCUAAGAAGUGAUGUAGAACGUUGUAAAUUUGGUGAAACAAUUUUGGAGCUAGAGGAAGUCUUGCAUAUCUCUCGUAUCGUUGCUAUUGAUCGAAGUCAGAAAUCGGUUUUCAUUUUAACUUCUUUUAGAGCUGUUGGGCGAGUCUGGAGAAAUAAACAAUGGGAAUUCGGACAUGCCGUACCAGAAAACUAUACGGAACUAAUGCGAAAAAUAUGUGAUGUACAAAAUAUGGCUAGCACUCAGCUGAUACGUUAUCAUGAUAUCAUUCGUGGAAGAAAAAUCAUGCCAAAUAACCGUGCUAGAUGUAUUGCGUUGUGUUUUGAAGAAAAUCUUCGACGAGUAUUGCAUCGUCUUUCACAUGUAUAUCAUUCAGUUUCUGAUCUCUCAAUUAAUUUUUCGGAACCUGAUUCUCCUCUAGAACCAAGUUCUGCUGGACGUCUUGAUGAAGCAGUUACGGAGGUAAUAAAAUUUUUAAAUCUCUCAGGAUUGAACAAAUUUUAUGUCGACCACCAAUUGUCUGAAGCAAAUAUUUCUAAGUGUUUUUUCUCAUAUGUUCUGAUCACUUUGGUUUUCGUAUCUCCUAAUGAACAAGAUUCUCAAGAUGCACCAGCUGCGUCAGAAAAUCGACAAUUAACUAGUGGUGUCAUCUUUUCAUUUUUUAUCAUAGUACCAACAUUGUUUUUAAUGAGAUUUUUGACAAGAUCUGUACCAGCCUAUCGAUUCUCACAAAUCUUGCGAACUGUACCCCAAAGUGUUGUUUCGACUCCGACUGCGCGACCUCCAGCGGUUUAUGCAAUUCCAGAUAUGAAUAGAUCCUCAAUUUUGACAAUGUCAAACUCUAAUACUGGAAAUCGUAUGUCUUCAGUCUCUACUAAUCCGGUUCAUAUGCAAGCUGCUCGGCUUCAUUUGGGAACUGGAACAAAUACUACAAUGCGAUUGGAGGGGCAAGGUGUCACUGCUCCAAAUUCUAAUCAGAGAAUUGAAAAUCAGAACAGUCAGUCGGCUUCUGUAGAAUCUUUUGAUCUUCAAACACAGCUUGAGUUUACUCAGAAAUAUAUUGCCCACUUCUUUCGGCAAUACGACAAACGUCCAGAUCGGCCAAGCUUUAUAUUACAUUUCGUUACUCUAGCAUCCGAAACGCAAAUGAGUGCCGGUUCUAAUCAACUACUACAUCCUGUACCUGUGAUAGGGGUGCAAUGUCAUCGCGUAGAAGCACCUCAAGCUCAAACACUAAUGCCUACGAUUCGUACUCCCUACGGUUCAGGGCUUGUUAGCCAAGUGAUUGUUCGUACGAAUGGACCAGCAAAUGCUGAGGCUGCUCGGCGUGCUAUUGAUGCUGCAAUGCAAGCAGCUACUAAUAGUGUUAGCGAUAGUGCUGUUCAUCUACAAGUGAACAGUAUACCAAGAAUCUUUUCAUCUUUUAGUAGAAAUAGAUCAGAUUCCAGGAGCAGUACAAUUUGGGUCCGAAGGAACUAUUUCAGUCGAAAUAGAGAAGGCAACACAGAUCACCCGCUUGAUAUGUUUGUUGGGCCGCAUCUUCCAAAUGAUUUGACGAUAUAUACGAAUGAUCCACACUUGAAUUGUCAAAGCAGUUUUUAUAAUCCUCGUAAUAGCAUUCACAAUUCAGCAGCUUAUGAAACGCUAAUUAGAGAUAUGUACCAGGCAACGGUGCGAUAUAGACAAAGUCUUGAUCUAAAUUCGCCUGAAUUGGCUUAUGUGGAUUCUUUAUUGCACCGUUGGGAUCGUGUCAGGGGUUUACGUAAUGGAGAGUCUCAUGUUACUAUAAAUCAGCGGGGUGAAGCUGUGUUUGACCAUCCAGAACAGUUUCAAAGUGUUCUAAGAAUGAUACUAAGACGAGCUGUUGCGAAUUUAGAUGAUUCAGAUACUGAUAUUGCUCGCCUCUUAGACUCUUCUCAAGGCGAAUAUAGCUUUACUAAUUAUGGUAUGGUACCUAUAUUUAGCACACCAGUACAGGGAUUCGAUGUUCCUGGACAUGCAAUAGGUGCAGUUGAGAUUGAUGCUGUAGAUGUUGAAACUCCUGAUUCUGUAACUGAUCACCAGAUCAGAAAUGAGGAUGUCAUAGGAGAAUUUACAAGUCAUGAUACUGCUGCAAAUAAUUCUCAAGAAAAUUCCAUGUCUCAGGAGAGCUCUACGUCUCAAGCAAACUCUACGUCUCAGGGAGACUCUACAUCCCAAGGAGAUUCUACGUCUCAAACAGACUCUUCGUCUCAAGGAGAUUUUUCGUCUCAAGGAGACUCUGCCUCCUAUGGAAACUCUAUGUCGGAACUGCAAGCAUCUGAAGGUAGUGAAGUAACCGAUAUGAAUAUCAUUGAGAUGAUUCAAACUUUGUCAAAUUUGAUACGAUCUGGGCGUUCGAGUACUCUCGCACAAGUAAUGCGAGAGGUUGGGCAACCAGUUACAAGCCUUGAUACAGGUUUUGUCAAUUUGGUUAUGGUUCUGGCUUAUGAAAUACUGCAAAUUUCUGAAGUUAUUCAAGUUCUUAAUGGGAAUUUCUCUUCGCUUAGUAAAAACCGACAACAUAUUCGCCAAUUUUUAAUUCAGAACGUGUUUAAUGAUAAUUGUCGCCCAUCUGAUGAAGAUCUAAAGAAUGCUGCUGAACGUGUAGCACUAGCUGAAGAGAAAUUAGAUCUUUUCCUUGCUUAUAGCGAUGUUCACCGAUAUGCAGUUGUUGACGGUGUAGGACGAAUAGAUAUCGUUGCAAGUGUUUUGCGUUUAGAAAAACGAAUUUUGGAGCAAUUUUUACGCCACCUAAUGCGAACCGAUAAUGACUUAUCUCCAGAAGAAUAUUCGAAAACUAUUGUUGAUAUAUUUACGGCCUAUAUUUAUCGAGCUGUUCUGUUAACAAAUUUAUCAAUGAAAGGCGAACCUUAUGACUACGAAAGUCUUAUACUUCGUUUCAUGCAAAGACCCACGGGACCAGGUGUAGGUUAUCUAUCCGUAUCAAUGGCACAGAUGAGCAUGUCUCAUAUAAGACUUUUAUUACAUCGGGAAACACCUUUUACAAUUCAUGAUAUGAUGGAGGAUAUCGUUGUUGUUAAUGAACAUGGUGAACCUCAUGAACUGAACCACGUACCUUCGAAUAAUGGAACUGGAAGUACUUUGGGGAGUACAUCCGAAAUCGUUACAUUAGAGAGCAGUAAAAAUUAUGACGAAAAGCAGCCAAAUGACGUGGAAAUGCAAGUUCAGGAAGCUGUAACCAGUGGUAAUCAGCUCUCUGCCCUACCUAAUGAUUGGAUAUUGGUAAUUAAAGAUGACAAAAAUAGUUCGGUAUCACGAAGUAUAACCCGCUUCAGUGAAGCCUAUACAGCUGGCAGCUGUUCAACUAAAAAAAAGAUCAGAAAAGCAACCGUGGAAGGCUCUUCUGGUAGCAUAGUGUCCACUGUCGUUAAACUAUCUCUAGAAGAGGCUAUAACUUCAUCUGGACUUGUCAUUCCAGAUGUAUGUUCAAUUGCUAACUCAACUGAAGCCAUCAAUGCUCUUCAAAAUGAAUUUGAUGAUAUAGUGCGACAGCGAGUGAUGAAUGACGAGAAAUUUGAUCCAAAGAAAUAUCCGGAGUUAGAUAAAUUAGUGAAGAGAAAUAAAGAUCGCUAA
Molecule: messenger RNA, 4266 nt
Organism: Thelazia callipaeda (thelaziosis nematode)
Lineage: Eukaryota; Metazoa; Nematoda; Chromadorea; Rhabditida; Thelaziidae
Source: the annotation of a GenBank genome assembly